Molecule: messenger RNA, 1235 nt
Organism: Mustela erminea (ermine)
Lineage: Eukaryota; Metazoa; Chordata; Mammalia; Carnivora; Mustelidae
Product: translation initiation factor IF-2-like
Exons: 3
Coding region: 1-906 (301 amino acids)
Source: RefSeq, a predicted model, not a curated record
AUGAGCCGGGGAGAUGCUUCCUCCGCAUUAACCAGCUAUCGACCUGGCUGCGUCGAGCUGCGGGAGCACACGUUUGGUGCACACAGCAGCGCUCGCUGGACUCGCACCUGGUGCCGCUCGGCCCGACGUCUGCCCAGAGCCGGCGGCCCGCCAGGUUCAGGGGCAGCGCCAAGCACUGCACGCGAGCCGCUAGCCACCAGGCCCCCUUUCUGCCCUCUCCUCGCCCAGGCUCACGGUGCGCUAGCGUCCCCGUCGGGGGGCGCCGCUGCAGCCCUAGGUCUCCCCGCCGAGGCCGGUCUUCUGUCCUUCCCUCCCAGAACCGAAGUCCCCGGGCUGCAGUGCGGCCGCCGAUCCCUCCGCUUCCUGCAGACGCUGCGGCGCUCGCUCCCACCGCUCCCUCCCCCCCGCGCUCGGGUUACAGCCCUGCGGACGCCGGAGUGCGUGGCCUGGCGUCCGCACGGGGAGGGAUUUGCAUCAAGCCGGAAUUCGGACCCCGGAGAUCCCAGGAGGCACGGGCAGGCGGCCUGCAGAGGCGCCCGGGAAAGGGGUUGCGGCUCCCCACCGGUCGCCAGGGCCUUGAGAUCGGUCCCUGGGUCCCGAGAAGCGUCGGGGAAACUUUGGGAGAAACUUUGCCAACUUUGCUCUCGGCGGGGGAGAGGCCGCCUGGCCGGCUGCCGCAGCUGCGGGCCGCGACGCGUGCAGUGGGCCGGGAGUCAGUCCCGGGCGCCCUGGAGCCGGCCCGGUGGCCCCAGGAGGGGCGCGAGGCCGGCCGACUGCCCCUGGCUCCCCGCUGCGCCCUCGCGCGUCCCCAGUCCGCCUGGCCCGCGCCCCCGGGGCUCCGAGGGGCCCACGACUCGCCGCGCCCAGGAUGGCGGGGAUCGAAAACCUGGCCCUCAGCGCAAGUGAUCUGAUUUUUCUUUACCUCUCCACGAUCAUCCUUUUUCCACCUGACUUGAGCAGUUUCACUGCCUCCCUCUCCUUUGUUUUUCACUCUCCGUCUGUCUGUCUCUCCCACUUUCUAGGUAUUCGAUUUCUAAGUCAUUCAUUUUCCUUCUCUUUCCUCCGCUCCCCUCGUUCGUUGUUUUAUUUGUUCCUCUGGACCAUUCUGCAGUGGCUCCUUCCCUCUGCCCUGAUUUUGCCUCUUUUUAUCUCUCUACCUCGGCGACGGACCCUCUCCUUCACCCCCCAAUUCUCCUUCUGUCUUUCCUUCUCUCUUUCAUCCCAGUCUAUGUGCU